UUCGAUCCUUGUUGUAUUUAUAAGAUUUAUUUGUGGUAGUCAUAUUGGUGGUAUUCAGACUUCAGUACUAGUCAUAUUUAUGAUAUCUAUGUAGUAUUUAUCUGCAUUGAACCGUCUUCUUUGGAUUUGAAUGCAGACAAGUAGCACUCAAGGUAAAAAAAGUCGAGAAGCGAAUACAACCAUUCAUUGUACGGGGUCAAAACCUUUUGCCCGCUAUAAAGAGGAAAUGUGUGAUCCAGAAACAGGUGAAGUUGUUGGACAAAUUGAAUUCUACAAGUUAACCCACUGCAAUAUUGAUGUUUGGACCUGUCAUACGGCGGAGGAAAACUAUGGUAAAAUGCUUGAACUCCGAGCUGCGCCUACACCUGAAGGUUCAACACCCUUGACCGAUGCUCAAAUAUGUGAGGAAGUGCUAGGUGUCAGAUCCGGUUAUGUCAAGGGUCUUGGUCAUGGGUAUGAAAAACCUAGCUCGUCUAGCAUCGAAUAUAAUGCGGAGUUAGGCGAAGCUCUUAGGAGGGCAGAUGAAGCAGAGAAGAGAAAUAAGGAACUUGAAGAAAGAGUUGAUGAGCAAAAUCGCAUAAUACAGGGGCUGGUAACUGACACAAUGGAUAUCGUUUCUUUUCUUCAGUUUAGAAUGUUAAGUUUCUUAAUUAGUGGUGUCAUUUAAUGAACAAUGUAGAUCUUUUCUAUUAAUGAUUUGCUUCGAAAAAA
Messenger RNA from Papaver somniferum (opium poppy), 711 nucleotides. RefSeq lists its product as uncharacterized. The record is from RefSeq and is a predicted model, not a curated record. The transcript is spliced from 3 exons. Lineage: Eukaryota; Viridiplantae; Streptophyta; Magnoliopsida; Ranunculales; Papaveraceae. Bases 131 to 667 code for a protein of 178 amino acids.